This is a messenger RNA of Scaptodrosophila lebanonensis, 1887 nucleotides long. It is a transcript of the gene Abd-B, whose product is annotated as homeobox protein abdominal-B. Gene Ontology annotation, molecular function: RNA polymerase II cis-regulatory region sequence-specific DNA binding; DNA-binding transcription factor activity, RNA polymerase II-specific. Gene Ontology annotation, biological process: regulation of transcription by RNA polymerase II. Gene Ontology annotation, cellular component: nucleus. The record is from RefSeq and is a predicted model, not a curated record. The annotation marks the transcript as partial. The transcript has 5 exons. Lineage: Eukaryota; Metazoa; Arthropoda; Insecta; Diptera; Drosophilidae.
CACCAGCAACAACAGCAGCAGCAUCAGCACCAGCAACUCCAGCAGCCCACGCAACAUCUGCAGCAACUGCAUCAUCAUCCGCACCACCACCUGCCUCAGCCCCUGCACACCAACCAUCAUCACAGCGCGCAUCCACACCUGCAGCACACGAUCGUCUCAUCUGCCACGGUUGCAUUGUCGACGCCAUCUUCGGUCCUCCACCAGCAGCCACAGCAGCAGCAACAGACGACGCCCACACAUUCCACGCCCACACAUGAGGUUAAGUAUGAAGAUCCUCCACCCGUGCCAAUCGUCGCCGUGCAGCAACAGCAACAGACGCCCAUCCAGCAUCUGCCCGCCCAGCAACAGCAACAGCAGAUUCCAACAACUCCAGUCAGUGGAGCUCUCAGCCCUGCACAGACUCCCACUGGACCCGCCUCUCAACAGCCUCAGCAGCAUCUCACAUCUCCUCACAACCGGCAACAACAAUCGCAAAACCAGCAUCAGCAACAGACUCCGAACAGCGUCGUCAGUGGCGCGCCGUCAAGUCUUCAGCAACAGCAGCAGCAACAGCAACAACAACAACAACAGCAGCAACAGCAACAACAGCAACAGCAACAAAAUCCGACAGUCGCGUAUGGGCAAUCUCAAAUUAUUGCGCCGACAACGGCGAGUGUCUCUCCCUCCAGUGUUAGUUCACAGGCGCCAGAUAACAUGUCCAUCAUAGCGCCUCUACACAUACCCGCAAUAAGGCCAGGUUUUGAAACGGACGCAACGACGGCCGUAAAACGGCAUGCGCCCUGGGCCUACGAAAAUGAAAGCUUCAACCAGUACAACCCUUACUAUCCUCUGGACAGAGAGCGCAAGCCAGUGUUCUACAGCUAUCCAGACACCCAGUUUCCGGUAAGUUAUUGGAACUACCGCGAUCAGACGACCUCCGCCCCUGGGAUCUAUAUGAACGCCACGGACGAGCGUCAUGCAAAUGUGGGCGCAGCAGCGGCAGCGGUGGCAGCAGCGCGACAGUCGGUGGAGGGCACCUCGCAGUCGAGCUACGAAACGCCCACCUACUCGUCGCCAGGUGGGCUGCGCGCUUACCCUAGCGAGGCCUAUUCGAGCACAGGGACUUCUGGGGGUCUGCCAGUGGGCGCUGUGGGUCCGUGCACUCCGAAUAAUGCAAUGCACGAUGCAUGGACCAGUCAGGUGGCGGUGCGGAAAAAGCGCAAGCCAUACUCGAAAUUCCAGACGCUGGAACUGGAGAAGGAGUUCCUGUUUAAUGCAUAUGUCUCCAAACAGAAGCGCUGGGAGCUGGCCCGAAAUUUGCAGUUGACCGAGCGGCAGGUUAAGAUCUGGUUCCAAAAUCGUCGUAUGAAGAACAAGAAGAAUUCGCAGCGUCAGGCCAAUCAGCAGAACAAUAACAACAGCUCCAGCAACAACCACAACCAUGCACAGGCCGCCCAGCAGCAUCACAACAACCACCAUUUGAACUUGGGCCUGAGCAUGGGGCACCAUGCUACCAAAAUGCACCAGUGACCUUUGGACAACAGCAGCGCCGGCGCCAUGGGCUUUGCCUCCUACUAGCAGUUAGCCAAUACCAAUCCCAUCAAGUGCGAAAUGGCCAUGGACUUUCAAUGUUGAAGAAUGCAUUUAGAAAGAUUAUACUUAGUGGCUCUGUGCACAUGUACAAAACUGUCCAGAUGUUAGAGAUCGAAGCCCAAUCAAGAUGAGCAAACUGUCGCAAGUUGGAAAGGAAGGAGCCCUGUACUGCGCUGGCGUCGCUGUUCCGAAUGCGGAUGUCGUAGAGACGUAGGCGGACGGAGAAGAGUUAAAACUUAUGUCUAAUGAAAUGCACCUAAAUGAUAAGUCAGUAAACCUUAACUUAAAAGAAAUACAAUUUAAAUUAUAUAUGUA